This is a messenger RNA of Passer domesticus (house sparrow), 1619 nucleotides long. It is a transcript of the gene GDA, whose product is annotated as guanine deaminase. Bases 26 to 1471 code for a protein of 481 amino acids. The transcript has 14 exons. NCBI's taxonomy places the organism in Eukaryota, Metazoa, Chordata, Aves, Passeriformes, Passeridae. Gene Ontology annotation, cellular component: cytosol. The record is from RefSeq and is a predicted model, not a curated record. Gene Ontology annotation, biological process: guanine catabolic process. Gene Ontology annotation, molecular function: zinc ion binding; guanine deaminase activity.
AAGAAAGUCACCAGGGGGUGGGGAAAUGGUAACAGCUCCAGGAAGCCGCCGGCGGCACCGAGAGACACCGAGGGAAGGCAGCCCGCGGGGUGGCAGCUGCCAGCCCGCACCCGCCGCCAUGAGCUCCCCGCAGCGGCCGCCGCUCGCUCACGUCUUCAAGGGGACCUUCGUGCACUCCAGCGCCUCCGCCCCCAUGGAGAUCCUGCACGGACACCUUCUGGGGGUGGACGAUAACGGGACAAUUGUGUUUGUGGAACAAGCUGAUCAGCUAGAGCAACUGGCUAAGACGUGGGGGUUCAAAACAUCUGACAUAAGACAACUGAGUAAACAUGAAUUCUUCAUGCCGGGAUUGGUUGAUACACAUAUUCAUGCUCCUCAGUAUUCAUUUACUGGUACAAGAGUAGACCUGCCUCUUUUGCAGUGGUUGACUGCAUACACAUUCCCAACAGAAGCCAAAUACCAGGACAGUGGUUUUGCAGAAGAAGUGUACACCAGAGUUGUUAGACGAACUCUAAAGAAUGGCACGACUACAGCUUGCUACUUUGCAACAAUUCACACAGACAGUUCCCUUCUUCUUGCUGAAAUUAUAGAUAAAUUUGGUCAACGAGCAUUUGUUGGAAAAGUCUGCAUGGAUGUGAAUGACAGUGUUCCAGAAUACAAAGAGAUUACUGCUGACUCUAUCCAAGAGACAGAAAGGUUUGUUAGAGAACUACUGGAAAAGAAAUAUCCCAGAGUACAGCCUAUCAUAACCCCCCGCUUUGGCCCCUCUUGCACAGAGGACUUGCUGAAUGCCCUUGGGGAUUUAGCACAAACCCACGAUCUCCACGUGCAGAGUCACAUAAGUGAGACUGAGGAAGAAAUCAAACUUGUGGAGGACAUGUUUCCUGCCUACCAGAAUUACACUGAACUGUAUGAUAAAAACAAGCUGCUAACCAGCAAGACUGUGAUGGCACAUGCCUGUCAUCUUUCUGAAGAAGAGCUGAAACUUUUUAGUCUUCGUGGAGCUGCAAUUUCACAUUGUCCCAAUUCUAACUUUUCGAUGUGCAGUGGUGUCUUAAAUGUGCAAAAGGUUCUCGAACACAAUGUGAAGCUUGGUCUUGGGACAGAUGUUGCAGGUGGAUAUUCGGCUUCUAUGCUUGAUGCUAUAAGGAAAACAAUGGUGGCAUCUAAUAGCCUUCAGAUCAAUAAAGUGAAUGAAACAGGACUAACUCUUAAAGAAGCUUUUCAGCUAGCCACUCUGGGAGGAAGCCAAGCUCUAGGACUGGGUGAUGUGAUUGGAAACUUUGAGGUGGGAAAAGAAUUUGAUGCACUGUUAAUCAACACGAAGGCUUCAGAUAGCCCUUUUGACUUGUUCUCUGCUGAUGAUUUUGAGGACACUCUCCAGAAGUUCCUGUAUCUAGGUGAUGAUCGGAAUAUUUCUGAAGUGUAUGUGGCUGGAAAGCAAGUGGUUCCUUUUUCAAGCUCUGUAUAAAUCAGUUUUCUCUUUGCAAAAUACUCUGCUGAUCAUUCUGCAUCUGAUUUGGAAAAGAUUGAUUAAGCACAGUGCCUGAUCAUCAAGAAUGACACCUCACUUUUGGAUAAUGUUAAAAACUUGCAUACAUUGAAAAUUUCAUUAGACC